Messenger RNA from Macroventuria anomochaeta, 1925 nucleotides. Its product is annotated as subtilisin-like protein. The transcript is spliced from 5 exons. Bases 27 to 1925 code for a protein of 632 amino acids. Gene Ontology annotation, molecular function: tripeptidyl-peptidase activity; serine-type endopeptidase activity. NCBI's taxonomy places the organism in Eukaryota, Fungi, Ascomycota, Dothideomycetes, Pleosporales, Didymellaceae. Gene Ontology annotation, biological process: proteolysis. The record is from RefSeq and is a predicted model, not a curated record.
CCAAUUUCGAGGAUUACUCUACGAAGAUGCGUGUUUCAAAAUUGCUUUUGCUCAGCCUCAGUGGCCUGAGUGUAAGCUCACCGCUUGAUUCACAUGUCGUGCACGAGAGGAGACACACAUUGCCGGUCGCAUGGACAAAGCAUUCGCGUGCACCGAAGGACACGGUUCUGCCUGUCAGGAUUGGGUUGACACAACGCAACCUUGAGCACUCAGACCGUUUCCUCGACGACAUCUCGGAUCCAGACUCGCCGAACUUCGGCAAGCACUGGACUGCAGAACAGGUCGCGAACACGUUUGCACCGCAUCCAGAGGCAUCAAAGGCAACCCUUGAAUGGCUCCAGAACUCAGGCGUUGAUUUGAAGCGGGUCAAGCAUUCGGCCGGACGCAAUUGGGUCGAAUUCUCAGCCACCGUUGAGGAACUCGAAGCUUUGCUCAAGACAGAGUACCACUACUACCAGCAUAAAGCAUCUGGCGGGUUUCGUAUCGCGUGCGAUGAAUACGGACUACCACAGCGGGUCGGCAAGCAUGUCGACUUCGUGAUGCCCACCAUUCAGCUUGAUGGUCUGCAACCUGUGGCUCAAUCCAAGGCUACAAUCCAGGCUCCUAUUAACAUUACCGGUCUUUUUGGUACUACCAACUGCUCCAGUCUGAUUACCAUUGACUGCUUGAGAGCCAUUUACAACCUUCCCGUUGGCAAGUACAAUCACACCGGCAACCAGCUUGGUAUUGCGGAGUGGGCGGACUAUCUCUACCUACCCGACCUCAAGACAUUUUUCGAGAACUUCACCAACCCCAAAAUUCCAUCCGAUGUGGUACCGGAGUUUAUCUCGAUUGAUGGCGGAAAGCCUUCUAACCUCUCGUUGGCUCAAGAGGAGAAGGUCGUUGAGAGUGCUCUGGACUUCCAGACUGCUUACUCCAUCAUCUGGCCACAGCAGACACGUCUGUACCAGAACGGUGACUCGGUCAACGUUGACUCUGUGGGCACAUUCAACAUCUUCCUGGAUGCACUGGAUGCUUCCUACUGCACGUACCAGGGUGGAGACCAGCCGUACGUUGAUCCUGCUUAUCCUGACCCCAACGACGCGCCGGGAGCCUACACUGGUCCACUGCAAUGUGGUGGAGCCCCAGUCAGCAAUGUUAUCUCAGUUUCAUACGGCCAGAUCGAGGGUGCUCUUCCCCAGUUCUACCAGGAACGCCAAUGUCGCGAAUGGAUGAAGUUGGCGUUGCAAGGUGUUAGUGUCAUCUUCGCGUCCGGUGACUCUGGUGUUGCCAACAGGUACAACUCUGGAUACAACAACAGCUGUCUCAACUCCGAAUUCGGCUACGUCGAGGAGAAUGGAACGCGAUUUUCGCCUUCGUUCCCCGCGAACUGCCCCUACAUCACCUCUGUCGGUGCUACAACUCUUCUCAACUCCUCCAUCUACGGAGGUGAGAAGGCCGUUGCUUCACCCAACGGUCCCCUGUCAUACUACUCGGGUGGUGGCUUCUCCAGCGUCUUCCCGCGCCCAUCUUGGCAGUCCAAGGCAGUCUCCAAGUAUCUCGACAAGUAUGCGCCCAAGUACGGCGAGUCUGUUUUCAACUCCUCCGGCCGCGCAUACCCCGACGUCUCAGCGCUCGGUCUCAAGCUCGCGACCGUGUGGCUCAACAAAACCUACGGCAUUGGUGGCACAUCAGCAUCCGCCCCGAUCUUCGCGAGUAUCAUCAACUUGCUGAACGAAGAGAGACUGGAGAAGGGCAAGGGACCGAUUGGAUUCUUGAACCCCAUCAUCUACAAGCAUCCUGAGAUGUUCAACGAUGUGACUGUUGGUGGUAACCCAGGAUGCGGUACUGAGGGCUUCCCGGCCAGUCCAGGAUGGGAUCCUGUCACUGGUGUCGGUACACCUGAUUACAACAAGAUGAGAAAGGUGUUCUUGGAUCUCAAGUAA